Molecule: messenger RNA, 1665 nt
Organism: Fomitopsis serialis
Lineage: Eukaryota; Fungi; Basidiomycota; Agaricomycetes; Polyporales; Fomitopsidaceae
Product: cytochrome P450 monooxygenase
Exons: 13
Coding region: 1-1665 (554 amino acids)
Molecular function (GO): heme binding; monooxygenase activity; iron ion binding
Source: RefSeq, a predicted model, not a curated record
AUGGAACUGCCUGUGCCACUCAUCUUGUUAUCGACCUGCUCUGUCUUUUGGCUCGUGUGGCGAACAGCUCGGGCAUAUGCAGCGACAUCGACUAUUAGUAGUCUGCCUGGACCUCCAUCCGGAGCGAUCCUUACAGGCAACUUGAAGCAAUGGUUCGCUCGGGAAGGCGAGGUGUUCCAGCAACACGUCGCUCUCGACUACGGCCCUAUCGUGAGGCUUCACGGUAUGCUGGGGCGGCCGAUGUUGUAUGUGGCAGACCCAAAAGCGCUCCACAUGAUCCUGAUAAAGGAGGAGCCGUUCUACCAGAAAGCGCGGCAUUCACGGAAGUGGCUCGCGUAUUCUUCGGGCCCGGGUUACUGUCGACUUCAGGCAGCGCAAGCUACUGCAUCCUGUGUUCUCGAUCAACCACAUGCGACACAUGCUGCCAUAUUCUAUGACGUUGUCUCCAAGCUUCGUGAUGCUAUCAAAGCUUCUGUUGAGAAGGGAGCAACCGAACUCGACAUAUUUGGCUGGAUGGUCCGCGUCGCGCUGGAACUGAUUGGUCAAGGAGGCUUGGGAUACUCCUUCGAUCCUCUAGUAGAGGAGAAAUCAGAUGCAUAUGCGGAAGCCAUCAAGUCACUCAAUCCGACGAUGGUAAGGCUUGCCAUUCUCCGGCGCGUCCUUCAGUAUGCCUGGAUGCUGGGACCCGCAUGGUUCCGGCGCAGCCUUGUACGGCUCAUGCCGGACACAUGGGCAAUCCCUCAAGUUGUCAAGAUUGUGGAGACUAUGGACAGACGAUCGCGAGAGAUCUACGAAGCCAAGAAGGCUGCGCUUCAUCAAGGUGACACGCAGGCAGUCAAGCAAGUCGGAGACGGCAAAGAUUUGAUGAGCAUUCUCAUGCGGGCCAACAUGGCUGCAAACAAGAGCGAACGGCUGUCCGAAGCGGAAGUGCUCGCGCAGAUGACAACCUUUGUAUUUGCCGCGAUAAAGACCACGUCGAGCACGCUCUGCCAUAUCCUGCAACUUCUCGCGAUCCACCAAGAUGUACAGCGGCAAUUACGCGAGGAACUCCUGGAAGCCCGCGCUGCGGACGGGAUACCGUAUGAUCAGCUGGACGGGCUGCCGCUGCUAGACAGUGUCUGCCGAGAAACCUUGAGAUUGUACCCUCCGGCCUCGAAUAUGAUCCGAGUAGCUACCAGAGAUAGGUUACUCCCACUCUCUCAGCCGAUCAGUACGACAGAUGGGAAGACGCUGAAUGAGAUCUUUGUUCCGAAAGGAACCGAGAUUUUGAUUGGAGUUUACGGGUCAAAUGCGAACAAAGAAUUUUGGGGAGACGACGCUCUGGAAUGGAGACCUCAUCGCUGGUCUAGACUUCCGUCUACCGUUUCAGAAGCUCGCAUACCAGGGGUAUAUUCGAACUUGCUGACUUUCAUUGCUGGGAAGCGAGCAUGCAUAGGGUUCAAAUUCUCCGAGAUGGAAAUGAGCAAGUCUCCGUUUACUGCCUUGAUUUGUGAUGCUGACUAUCUUGCAGAGGUCACGCUUGCUGUCCUCGUGACAAACUUCACAUUCGGCCUACCAGAGAAAGCUAUUGCGUGGAACGUAGCCGCGGUCUGGUAUCCCACGGUAGGGAGAGAUAGUACCGAACCGGAAAUGCCGCUCAAAGUGGGCCUGUUUGGAGUACACUGA